Aspergillus aculeatus ATCC 16872 is the source of this 2534-nucleotide messenger RNA. RefSeq names its product putative C6 finger domain protein. The record is from RefSeq and is a predicted model, not a curated record. Gene Ontology annotation, molecular function: zinc ion binding; DNA-binding transcription factor activity, RNA polymerase II-specific. The transcript is spliced from 6 exons. Bases 14 to 2380 code for a protein of 788 amino acids. Gene Ontology annotation, cellular component: nucleus. NCBI's taxonomy places the organism in Eukaryota, Fungi, Ascomycota, Eurotiomycetes, Eurotiales, Aspergillaceae.
GAGCCAGGGCGCCAUGCAAUACUACACCAACCGACAGUUGACUGCCGACGAACUUUUGUCCGCCGAGCUAUCGCGCGAAACCUCUGGCCCUGGUCUUGCUGACGGCUCAAAUAAUGGAGUUCACCACGGUCAAUCAAUGGUCCUUGGUUCCUCCAAUCCCGGUGGUCCUGACAUGGGUCGGCCUGCAUCCCCAGAUCAGCAUCAACAACAGCACAUGCUCCAAUUUACGCCAAGCCAGCAAGUCGGUGUCGAUCCAAACCACGAUCUAAGCUACGGAGACCAGAGCGCGAGGAGGAAGAGAUCGAAAAUCUCUCGCGCAUGCGAUGAAUGUCGGCGCAAGAAGGUCCGCUGCGAUGCGAGCUCCGAGUCUGGCGUCGAAACAUGCUCCAACUGUCGUCGCCUUGGAGUUGUCUGUCAGUUCAGUCGAGUCCCGAUGAAACGAGGUCCAAGCAAAGGCUACAUCAAAGAAUUGGCGGAGCGCUUACACACAUUGGAGAGUCAAAUGCAACCUGCUAUGGUGCAUCCCGACAUGCCGUAUCAGCCGAUGAACGAAGUCUCCUCCCCUCGGGCAUACCAGGAUUUUUCGCCUCCAAUUGACAACGGUCCCAUCGGUCGCAAAAGGACGUAUUCCAUGUUUGACGGGCUUCCGAGUGCCUCGUUCACGCAACCAUCGUUCAAUACACGCCCUCAGACAGCUUUUGACGCAGGAGAAAGUUCGACCGACCCAUGCCAUCCUUCCGUGGUUAACAACACAGCACCUAAACCUGGGAAUCUGUUUUGGGCAACUGGCAAUGAAAAUGACUUACCCCACAGCCUCGACAUCCCGGAUGUCCCGAAGCAAGCACUGGACGAAGAUAUGACUCCCGUGGAUGUGGAUGAAGGUGCUCUGAACGCCUAUUAUCAAAGGAUACACCCCGUAUUCCCAAUCCUGCCAAACUCAAAAGAGCGCUUUCUUGAGAUUCUUCACCGUUGUGGCCGUGAGCUGCAAGAAAUCUUUCUGUACAGCCUUUACACUGUGACGCGCGCCAAUUUGGAGCGCCUUAGCGGCUCUUUUGAGAGAGUCACCUCCUACGAAAACGCACAGGAUCUGCUUCUAUACUACACGCGCCAGCCAGCCAUCACGCGGUCAACCACAGUCAACCUCAUCUGGCUCCAGAGCAUACUACUCAUGAUCCUCGACUGCGAUGCUCGUGGACCGGACAACAUGGUUAUGAAAGACGGUGUGCCCAAACAUACUCUCAUCCAGUCAGCAACCAAGCUCGGUUCGGAUUUGGUUAAAGGUCUUCAUCUGUGGAAGUCUCAGCGGGUUACAGAUCCUGACGUUGACUCUGAUGCAUCUCUUGCCCGACGCAGCUGGGUGUCCUUGGCGAUAAUGGCGCGGUGGUAUGCUAUUAGUGUGGCUGACCCAAGUGUUUUGAACACGCUUGACGUUCGCAACCGUGGCGACGAACGAAUUCUUGGCUCAGUUACUGCCAGAGUUUGCUCGUAUUCUACCUUCCUCGUCGAAUUGGCAAACCUGGUGACAGAAGAGCAGAAUCUUUGCCAGUCGAACACUGGCCCUGGCCGGUUAGUUGCUAAUAGCAUGGCUGCGCGCCUAGAGCUACUUGGGGAGGCCGCAGAGGUUGGAGAUUAUCGGCGACCUUCCGAGAACGUAGAGGACGGAGCACCCUCCAGCUUCCUCGACAGCUUGCAGAAUCAGCUGUACUGGACCUUGCGAUUGUUGAUCAAGCGCCAUAUCUUUAUCUACACGCCCUACGAGAUCAUCUACGCCGCCGAAGAGGUUGUCAAUGAAUUGCACAGAGCCAGCUCACAAUACCGUCUCACGUCUCCAUUCGAUAUCCACAGUCUGGCUGUGGCAAGUAUGACCCUGCUCGAGGCCACGGUCCUCCCGGAAUAUGCCAACGAGUGCUGGGACUCAAUCAAGAAGGUCGAGGAGAUUAUUGAUCACCGCGCUAAGCGGGCCGCGGAAUCAGGCGAAUUUGGCGACAUUUUUUACACCCCAGCCUGGGACACCAAAAUCCGCACCUUCAUCGAAUGGCGACGCACCAAAGCACAGGAGAGCCAGUUUCAAGACUCAACCAUUGGCGGCGGCGUCAAGAGCGGCUCUGCAGCUCCUCCAGUCCUGGGUCCGAAUGAGCAGCGUUCUCUCCAGCACCUGGCUGACCUUGCCGUGGGCGCCGAGGGCCAAGUGGCUGCGGCUGCGAACGCUUCCUCCCCGCCCCCUGUUAUCCCCCCCGCUGAAAAUCACUUGACCGCCACCUCACCCAAUCUGGCUGCUGGCGCGCAACCCCAGGGUCGUAUGGUUGUGGACUUCACCCUCCUCACGAGAGAAGGCUACCUGAACGUCUUUGCUGGCUUGAUCUAUCAUCGAUCCCGGUAAAGCACCCUCAAUUUCUAGAACUGUUACUUACCGGGUAUUGCUAUAUCUCGGAACUUUUAUCUACUUGUGUCAUUGUAUCUUGAGCUGGAAACAUUUUCUCUUCUCCCAUCCACUUUUACUUUUUCAAAACGGAAAGCAUUGCUGUUUAUUUCCG